Tripterygium wilfordii is the source of this 3725-nucleotide messenger RNA. RefSeq names its product pentatricopeptide repeat-containing protein At3g16610. NCBI's taxonomy places the organism in Eukaryota, Viridiplantae, Streptophyta, Magnoliopsida, Celastrales, Celastraceae. The record is from RefSeq and is a predicted model, not a curated record. Gene Ontology annotation, biological process: RNA modification. Bases 61 to 2511 code for a protein of 816 amino acids. Gene Ontology annotation, molecular function: protein binding; zinc ion binding; RNA binding. The transcript has 2 exons.
UCUGUCAGGAUGAAUAGCCUGUGAAUUUCAAAAACUGCGAUUGAGGCGGCUAAGCAAGAGAUGUUAUGGGCGCGCCUCAAGUUCACCCCCCGCAAAAAUUCCAUUUGCACAAUCCACAAUGCAGUAUUUACAGAUAUCUAUUCACAAACCAAAGCUGCUUGCACCGUUGAUUUCACGCGUCUCCUUGACGCUUGCAUUAAGUCCAAAUCGUUAAUUGAAGGCAAGAAAAUCCAUCAGGUGCUCAUUAAGAACCAAAAUGACUAUCUGCAUCUUAUUCCUUCACCUUUGCUUGAAAAGGUCACGCAUUUAUACAUUGCGUGUAACCGAGUGGAACUUGCACGCCAUGUGUUCGAUGAAAUUUCGAACCCAAGUGUUAUUAUAUGGAAUUUGAUGAUCAGGGCGUAUGCGUGGAAUGGACCCUUUGAAGAAUCCCUUCGUCUGUAUUGGUGGAUGCUUGACUCGGGUAUGAGACCGACCAAAUUCACGUUCCCAUCUGUUCUUAAAGCAUGUUCGGGAUUGCAAGCUUUAGAAGAGGGUAAAGAGAUACAUGAUCAUGUGAGAAGACUUGGGCUUGAGUCGGAUGUGUUUGUUUGUACUGCUUUAAUUGAUUUGUAUGCGAAAUGUGGGGACUUGGUUGAAGCUCGAGGAGUCUUUGAUGGCAUGUCUUAUAGGGAUGUUGUGGCAUGGAAUGCAAUUAUUGCUGGAUUUUCGCUUCAUGGAAAGUAUGAAGAGACAAUCCAAUUGCUGUUAGAGAUGCAAAAAGAACGAAUAAACCCCAAUUAUUCUACUAUAGUGGGGAUUCUUCCCACGGUUGCUCUAGCUACUGCAUUGAGGCAAGGGAAGGCUAUACAUGGUUUCUGUGUGAGGAGGGUUUUCACCAAGGAUGUUGUUGUGGCUACUGCACUUCUGGAUAUGUAUGCCAAAUGUUACUGUUUAUCGUAUGCAAGGGGAAUUUUUGACAUGAUGGAGGUUUGGAAUGAGGUAACUUGGAGUGCAAUGAUUGGAGCUUAUGUCAUGUGUAAUUUUAAUAGAGAGGCAUUGGAGCUAUAUGAUGAAAUGAUGAUUGACAAUCAUAUGAUUCCUUCAUCGGUAACUCUUGGCAUCGCAGUUCGAGCUUGUGCAAAGUUAACUGACCUCAGUAAAGGGAGAUGCUUGCAUUGUUUUACGAUUAAGUCAGGAUUAGUUCUAGAUUUGAUGGUAUCCAACACACUAAUUUCGAUGUAUGCAAAGUGUGGCAUUAUAGAGGAUGCUCUAAGAUUCUUCGAUGGUGUGAAUUUGACAGAUACAGUUUCUUACAGUGCCAUCAUUUCAGGAUAUGUACAGAAUGGUAACGUAGAAGAGGCUUUACGUUUCUUCCAAGAAAUGCAGUUGUAUGGAAUUGAGCCAGAUAUGGCUACCAUGAUUGCUAUCCUACCAGCAUGUUCACAUUUGGCUGCUUUACAACAUGGGACUUGUGGCCAUAGCUACUCAAUUGUUCGUGGCUUUGUUGCUGAUACCUCAAUUUGUAAUGCUCUUAUAGACAUGUACUCAAAGUGUGGGAAGAUUUGUAUUGCAAGGGCUGUUUUUGACAGGAUACUUAAGCGUGACAUCGUUUCAUGGAAUACAAUGAUAAUUGGCUAUGGAAUGCAUGGGCUUGGCAUGGAAGCACUUGUGCUGUUCCAUGACAUGCUAGCAGCUGGUUUAAAUCCAGAUGAUGUGACUUUUAUCUGCCUCUUAUCAGCUUGCACUCAUUCAGGACUUGUUGUUGAGGGAAAACACUGGUUUAAUGCUAUGAGUCAAGAUUUUGACAUAGUUCCACGUAUGGACCAUUAUGUAUGUAUGGUAGAUCUUUUGAGCAGAGCUGGACUUUUAACUGAGGUGCACAAUUUCAUUGAGGAAAUGCCUUUUGAGCCAGAUGUUCAUGUAUGGAGUGCAGUGCUUGCAGGUUGUCGGAUCCAUAAGAACAUUGAAUUUGGCGAAGAAAUAUCAAGGAAGAUACAUAGGCUAGGAACUGAAGGUACCGGAAACUUUGUUCUUUUGUCUAAUAUGUAUAGUGCUGUUGGGAGGUGGGAUGAUGCAGCGCAGAUUAGAAUCAUGCAGAAGGACCUCGGUUUUAAGAAAAGCCCAGGAUGCAGUUGGAUUGAGAUCGGUGGGGUUGUACAUGCAUUUAUUGGAGGAGAUAGGUCCCACCCACAAUCAGUAGAGAUAAACAAGAAACUAGAUGAACUACUAGCAGAGAUGAAGAAAUUGGGUUAUUGUGCAGAAUCUAGCUUUGUUCUCCAAGAUAUUGAAGAAGAGGAAAAAGAAAGAAUCCUCCUUUAUCACAGCGAAAAACUUGCUAUUGCAUUUGGAAUUCUUAGGCUCGGUCCCAGCAAACCCAUUCUGAUAACUAAGAAUUUGCGAGUUUGUGGUGAUUGUCAUACUGCAAUAAAACUUAUAACUCUGGUCACAAAGAGAGACAUAACAGUGAGAGAUGCAAGCAGAUUUCACCAUUUCAAGAAUGGCAUCUGUAACUGUGGAGAUUUCUGGUGAGGGAACGGAGAAAUUUUCAGGUAAUGAAUCUUGAUGAUGCAUAUAGUUGAACCACUCAUACCUUCCAUAAAAACUGACACGAUAACUAGCUCUGCCCUAUCAAACCGCCCUAUUCAAACUGCUGCUGCACCUUCAAUAUGCUUAGCAUCUAAGUAUCCAACCUUAUUCUGUCAAACCCAUCAAGCCACUAAAUUUUGGCGAGCAUAGAGCACAUCACGUGGGGUGACCAAUUACAUCAGCAAUGCUGAAUAGUGCGCAAACUUCAAAUUCAGUAUCAUUCUAUCAGCGAUUACCUGCAGGAAUGCCUAUGUGAACAGAUCAAAUAUGCAUGUAGACGACAAGGGCCAACACAAACCAAUAUUCAAGAUACAUAGUGGAUGGCGAGGUGACAAAGGUGCACAGAGCUGUCAGAACAUAGUAACGGGGAGGGGAUUUCGAUGUAUAAAUUUUCAUGGGGUACAAUGAAUUGGCGGUGCCCUUUUUUAUGAAGAAAAUUAAUUUUAUCAUUAGUUUUUUUUAGCAUGUUGGAGGAAUCGAAUCUUCAACCUGUUUGAAAUCCUAAGGAGUAUCGGCCACUACAACAAGGCCGAGAGUUCCUUGUUUAAUUCGUGGCGCUUUUGAGAGAGUUUGGUUGGAUAUCCUGCAUCAGCAUAAUUCCAGCAUUCUCCUCUGAAACUCCUGCUGAUUGACCACUGCCACCUUCAACACAAGCAAGUGUAAGCUAUCUUCUUGUAAUGUGACUGAAUUAUCUGCUGUAAGGUGAGAGGGGUAUUUGCUAAAGUUUUGUCUGACUGGAUGGUGAAAUAUUAAUGUUCCAAGUUGAGGCCUCGGUUGUCUUCACUGUUUAGCAGGUGUUGGAGAUAGCAAAAUGUCUCAGAAUACAACUUGAUUUGUAGACCUUAGACGGCCGGGCUUCCCGCUUUUGUCAAGGUAUCUUUUGAUCCUUUGUCUCUGGUAAAACUGUGGAAAGCAUAUCACAAGUUCACAUUCACCACAGUAGCAAAUAGUAUUGGUGGAAGAACCCUAGAUGAUUCUUGAACAUUGCCAUCCUCAGUUUUUGUUCCUCCAAAGAAGUUGGAAGAAUGCAAAACCAAAACAUCUUGGAUUUUUUUGUGAAUAAUGCAAUUUGAUUCCCAGAAUCCUCUUUGAUUAUAGGAUUUAGUCAUGAAAUUUGAUUUGGACAGUGUUCAUAUCUGUUAUUGAGUUGUCUACCU